AGCACCACUCCUUUAAUUUUUAACGGGCACUGGUGAUUUUUCAUGGGAGCUCUGCCUUUUAGGUAGCACCUACUUUCAUAGGGGAUGAAAAUCCCCGAGACGGUAACGUCCGUAUAUAGAUAUUCGUCUUUGCUGUUUGCAUAUACUGAGGCAAUUUUUUCGAUGUUUUCCGGUUCCGGUUUAUGUAAAAUCCGCUGACUGGUUGUCUUUAUGAACAUCCGAGCACCCUGAAUCAGUCAAAGAAACUCGUAAACCGCGCUAACAUGAUUAUUUUACUUCUUUUUCGUAAUGAAAACUGUACAUGCAACUGAAAAACACUUUUAAAACAGUAAGGAAGUGUAAAGACCGUAAAGAAGUUUCUGCGUAAAGUGCAAACAAACAAAACAAAAUUCUAAAAGCUAGUGCGAGAACGCUGAAUGACGUCACCGGCAUGGCUUCCGUAAAUUUUGCAAAGUAUGAUAUUCGCUGUAAGAGGUAUGAUGACACUAAAUGUAAACUACAGUUUAGAGCAAAGUUUCACUUUCUUGAGCGUUGAAUAUUUCUUUCUAAGCGGAUAUAUAAAAGAUAAAUCCCCAAUGCUAGGCGGUGCCUUAAUUCAUAUUAUUAUACUGAAGUCAAGAUAUUUUGUUAUUUGAGAUUUGAAAUUUAUUUAUUUUUCUUUCUUAUAUGUUGCUAGAGCAUUUAUGAAGAUAUCUGUUACUUUAAUGACCAUAAUUCUAUAGUUCAAUAACAUUAAACUUGCACAGGGCGCCUUUUAAUAUUUGGACGUUCAACAUGUCCCUUUGUCAGCCUAAUCGAAUGACAUCCAUUUGCAUAUAGCAAAAAUUUCAACCUUAUUUUAUUGAAGUGUAAUGUAGGAAAACUCUCAAACAAGUGAUAUAUUGGUUUACCGUAAUUAAAACUGCACCACCAAUCACUUCCACGACGCAUUACACAGAUUAUUCUAGCGUAAUUUAAUUAAAUAUCAUGAACAAUAGAACAUGGAAAAAAUAUAUAGAAUCAAUUAUGCUUAGAGUAGUUAGACGAAAACAAAUACGGCACUAGUGAAAUAUCUGCGGCCAUUAUUUAACGCACUUCUUCUGCCGAAUGCAUGCAGACUAGCCUUUUAAACUGCUGUGAUAUGAACUUAUAACUUGAUGAAAUAAUUUUAACUAAAUUACAACCAAUAAAUGCUGGUUACAAACAUCGAUUAUAUUCAUAUGCACACUACAUAGACAAUACUUUAGUAACGGGCCACAUUUUUUAUAAAAUCCGACCAUGAGAAUAUUUGUCAUCUAAAAUCAUUCUUUACAAUAAAGAAAAUUUGGCAGUUUCCUGUUGUGUUGCCAAAGUGAAUGGAUUAUGUAAAUUUCACUUUCAAAGUGUAGACAGAUCUUCGGUACUUUCAGUAAGACAGUAUGUUCAAUGGAUGUGUAAAAUAGGUUUCUUUGUCCGUUGUUGGUAUUUAUCUAUCAUGUCUGUGUGUCCAUCUGUGUGUCUGUCACAAAUCUUGUCCUUGCUCUGAGUCGAACAUUUCUCUUCCGAUCUUCACCAAACUUGAACAAAAUGCGUUUGACCAUAAGCCCUCAGAUCUAGAGGUACGAAUCCAUACCUUUGGCACUUCCUUCUUUUUUUUUAAAUAAGAAAAAAACCAAACGGAUUAUUGGGUUCAAUGACGUUAUGGUCAAGACUACAACAAAUGAAAAAUGGUCCCCAUGCAAUAACUUUAGUUUGGAUUGAUCUGUUGAAAUGAAACUUGACCUAGAGAAUUUCUUGACCUUCAGAGGCACAUCAUAGGAACCAAAUCAGUUACAAUAAGUUAAUAGACUGUGGCCUUCUUUGCUGGGAACAAAUUAUGGAGCAUUUUAUGCAAACUCAUGACGACUUUGAUCCGAACGAGAUUCCAAUUCCAGAUGAAGAAACGAGGAAGAUUCAAGCUAGCAUUUAUAAGAGACUGAUGCAGAAGACACUGAUGGUGGAUCAGCUUGAGAAAUGGAAAGAUUAUCUUGAUAAAGAUAUUGUUAUAUCUCUGUGUGAAAGUUGUACCAGGGACCCAAUCACAGAAUCAGGAAAUGAGCCUAACCCAGCAGCAAUUGAGAAAAUCUCAGAAACAAUUAGUCAAGGGAAAUGUGCUUGUACUCAUGAGCAGUAUGAUGAUGAUGUCAUGAAUGAAGCAUUCCGGCUGGUUCACUUGGCAUGCAUGAAGGAAGAAUUUUUCCCGAUCUUAAUGUAUUUAAAGAAAAUAAACUGUGAUUUUAAUGCCAAAUGCUCUGGACAUAUUCCUACCCCACUACACAUAGCCAUAUAUCAUAACCAGCUAGAAACUGUCAAAUUCCUCAUAAAUUGUGGAGUUGAUGUGAACUAUACCUCAAAUUUUGUUGACAGUCCGUUGGCUGUUGCAAUGGCAUCCGAGAGAGACGAUAUUGUUGAGACUCUCCUGGCGUGCAAGGAAAUUAAAGUGAAUAUGACAAACCGGAGAAACCAGACAUUGCUCGCUCAUUGUAUUAGAGUGAAAUCAAAGUAUGUGGAGAGAUUGCUUCAGGCUGGGGCAGAUCCAAACAUGACUGGACCACUGAGGACCAGUCCUCUCAUGUAUGCUGUACAGAUGAGAAACAUAGACACAGUAAAAUUACUUUUACGAUACGGAGCAGAUGUAAACUUGAAGAAUGGAAGAGAAGAUGUACCACUUUUAAUAGCCUUGUAUACAGGUAGCACAGAAAUUAUGAGAAUUCUCUUGGAUGCAGGUGCUGAUCCUAACUACGCUCACAGUGAUGGAAAUACCCCACUGCUGAUUGCAUGCUAUGAUAAUCAGAUUGAUAUUGUGGAGUUGUUGCUUAGAUAUCAUGCCAUAGUUUCCAAGGGAAAUAGUAACGGUUAUACACCUUUGCACAUAGCAGCAUGGAAUGGACAUUUAAACAGUGUGAGAGUCCUUCUGAAAGCAGGGGCCCUGUAUGAUAUCCCCACAAAUGAUAAAAAUACGCCCCUGGCACUGGCGGCACAUGGUGGACAUCUAUCUGUGAUUGAAGAGUUACUUCCCCUUGGAUGCAAAAUUAACAAUUAUGACAAAGACAAUGAUACGCCUCUUCACUAUGCUGCGUAUAACGGGAUGACGAGAGCUGUAGAGCUAUUUAUUGAACACGGGGCGGACCCAAACUGUUUAAGUACAUGUAUGGCCACACCCCUUUGGAACGCUGUUUACAAAGGGCAAAAAGAAGUUGUAAAACUCUUGAUAAAGAAAAAUGUGAAACUGGAGGUAGCAUCUAUAGGAACAAAUCAACAUUCACAUACAGAUGAUGUUGUUCAUGUUUAUGCCACACCCAAAACACCACUAUGGGUGGCUUUGGAAAGAAAACAUUCCGAUAUCGCAUUACUGCUAGUUUCAGCUGGUUACAAUAUUUUCAGUGAACAGUGGCUUAUCAGUGGGAACUUCCCUGAACAUUUUGAUGAGCGUUUGUGCAACCUUCUGACACAGUAUGUACAUUCUCCACCCAAACUGAUUGCUGUGUGUAGAAAUUAUUACCGCAAGAAUUUCGGGCUUGAUGUCAUUGCUAGGGUUCAGCAAAUGGAUAUCCCAGUGACCUUGAAGAAAUAUUUGACCCUGGCCGAUCUACAGUACACGGUGAAUGAGAAAGAUACAACUGUGCGUAAUUCAUAUGACAGCAGCAGUGAAAGUGAGGAUGAUUGAAAGCAAUAAGAUAUAUUUCAAGAGCUGAGGGCAAAACUAUUGUAUCUUGUUCCUUCCUUAUAUACAGUUACAAUAGUUUUGUGCUCAGCCCAAUUUAUUCUGUUCUUAAACUAUCAAAAACUAUUUUUCAAAAUUGUGUGGUUGAUUUUUCUAUUGUGUUCAGAUCAAAGGAUUGUAGGGUUUCUGUUUUGAGUGAAUUUAAAUAAUGAUUUUAUCUUACAAUGCUGUUUAGAUGACUUAAGGAAACAAUGCUGUGGAAGUUUUUGAUACUGUGGGCAUGAAAGUUCUUGGUUUUGAUCAAAACAACUAUUUCAUUAGAAUUUCAACCCUUAAAUAUAAAGCCAGAUAUAUACAUAUACUCCAUUAACGUUAUAUACUCGGGGACUUUAGAAAAGCACAGGUUAUAAUUAUAAUGCUGAAAUAGACAAUGAUAACACUGUUCAAAUUUAUUGAAAUUUAUCAAAAAAUGUUAAUAUUUGAGAAAUUUACAUUAUUUGUAACAUUACAGUCCAAGCACACAGAACUUUGAAUAGAUUGCACUCAAAACAUCUUUGAGUCAUGGAAGCAAUUAUAUUGGUAAUAUUCUGCUAUGGAAAGGAAUUCCACUCCUGCAAGAGGGCCUGACAUAGGUGGGAGACAAUCUUUUAGUGGGACACACGUAUGGACCCUCUGUCUGAUGUCCUUCCAGACAAACUCUAUAAGAGCCUUGUCCUGGGAAAAACAUGGGCCAGUCAGUAGCCUGCUUUCAGUGUAGAUUUUGCAGGAUAUUACUGUGAUGUUACAAACACUGUGAAUUCCUCAAAUAUUCAUGUUUUUUUCAUUGAAAUUUGUACAAUUUUUGUUUCAAGAUUGACUGCUGCUGGCGUGUAUGAAAUUUCAAUAAAUAUGAAGGUGACUGUGUUAUCAUUGUUAAUUUUGGGGUUAUAUACCCUGAGUGUUUUUAAAGACCCUGUAUACAUGUAAAUAAUAUUAUGCAGUCGAAAAAAGUAAGAAACGCAACAUCCGCUUAUGGCAAAUAUUUCAUUUUUGCAACUUGUAGGCAUUAUUUUGAUACAUAUUUUAAUAUCGUUCUUGAUUUCAUCGGAUCUGGUAUAGUUGUUUCUUUUGUGAUACUCAAGCAUGGCCUUGUCAUAUGUGCAUGUGGAGCUUGUAUUUGUAUUCAUGUUUGCAGUUCAGUCAUAGAUGUUUAGCUGGAGCAUAAUUGAUGGUAUAUACAUGGAUUGAAGCCACCAGUCAAAGAGUCCUUCUGAAUUUUUUUUUCUGAAAUCCAAGCAAAUGCAUUCAAGUAUUUGGCAAUGAAUUUUGAGUUUUUGAGGAAAUGAAGUUUAAAAGGUUUUAUUCAUUUUUCAAAUAAGAAAAACAUUUUGAAGUAAUUAUGUCUUUCUCAAAGUAUAAAUAUCAUCACGUCUGUUACUUUUUGUUUGUUUUUGGAAGUAAGUACUUUUUUUCCUUUUCAAAUUUUGAAAUUACCAAAUUAUGACAUUAUUUUAUGCAAAACAACUUUACACCUCUCUUAGUUAUUGUUACUCAACAAUUUUACAUCUUUGCUUUAAGCGGGGCUAGACAAAAUUGCAAAAAGUUGGAUAAAACAAUCAUUGUAUAUAAUGGCUUCUUAGUUUUUAUGCCCCCGAAGGGAGGCAUAUAGUUUUUGAACCGUCUGUCGAUCUGUCAGUCUGUCUGUCGGUCUGUCAGUCUGUCCGCAAUUUUCGUGUCCGGUCCAUAUCUUUGUCAUCGAUGGAUGGAUUUUCAAAUAACUUGGCAUGAAUGUGUACCACAGUAAGACGACGUGUCGCGCGCAAGACCCAGGCCCGUAGCUCAAAGGUCAAGGUCACACUUAGACAUUAAAGGAUAGUGCAUUGAUGGGUGUGUCCGGUCCAUAUCUUUGUCAUCGAUGGAUGGAUUUUCAAAUAACUUGGCAUAAAUGUGUACCACAGUAAGACGACGUGUCGCGCGCAAGACCCAGGUCCGUAGCUCAAAGGUCAAGGUCACACUUAGACGUUAAAGGAUAGUGCAUUGAUGGGCGUGUCCGGUCCAUAUCUUUGUCAUCGAUGGAUGGAUUUUCAACUAACUUGGCAUGAAUGUGUACCACAGUAAGACGACGUGUCGCGCGCAAGACCCAGGUCCGUAGCUUAAAGGUCAAGGUCACACUUAGACGUUAAAGGAUAGUGCAUUGAUGGGCGUGUCCGGUCCAUAUCUUUGUCAUCGAUGGAUGGAUUUUCAAAUAACUUGGCAUGAAUGUAUACCACAGUAAGACGACAUGUCGCACGCAAGACCCAGGUCCGUAGCUCAAAGGUCAAGGUCACACUUAGACAUUAAAGGUCAUUUUUCAUGAUAGUGCAUUGAUGGGCGUGUCCGGUCCAUAUCAUUGUCAUUCAUGCAUGGAUUUUAAAAUAACUACGCAUGAAUGUGUGAAACAGUAAGACGACGUGUUGCGCGCAAGACCCAGCUCCGUAGGUCAAAGGUCCUAAACUCUAACAUCGGCCAUAACUAUUCAUUCAAAGUGCCAUCGGGGGCAUGUGUCAUCCUAUGGAGACAGCUCUUGUUUUUUGGUACAUCUCAGAUCACCAUUUCAUUAUGGCCUUUAUUAGUUGCCUUUUAAACUACAUGUGUAUAUUACAGCUUGUUAAUUUAUAUACUAAUUUAUUAUGUAAACAUAACUGAAAACACAGAUGAUACUUAUGAUUUCUGUUGAGAGAUUUGAAAAUUGUUUUUUAUUGUUCUUUGCUGUUGAAAUGUUUUAAGGAAACAAUAUAGGAAUUGAAUAGCACUGACCCAUGAAAACAUGUGUUGGUUUUACACAAGAGCAGCAUUUACUUUUGUCAUGUUUUGCCUGAUUAAUGUAUUAACUGAUCAUAUUGUUUGUCUUUAAAAAAUGUAGAUGUUUAAAGACUUUUGUAAAAAAAACUAGGUCACUAGGUCAAAUCAUAGAAAAAACGUUGUAAGUGCUCAAGAGGCCACAAUUUCUAAUUGAUCACAUUAAUUGAAACUACCCUUUAGUAUUUGUCUAUAAAAUCUAAACAAGGCUCGAAAUUGGGUCAUCUGGGUUAAAACUAAAACUAUAUCACUAGGUAGAGUUGUAGAAAUUAUUUGAGGUCUCUCAUGAGCCCAAAUUUAUAUUUCGAUGAAAUUUAUGUCAGUUUCGAAACUGCUUUUU
Mercenaria mercenaria is the source of this 6818-nucleotide messenger RNA. Its product is annotated as ankyrin-3-like. NCBI's taxonomy places the organism in Eukaryota, Metazoa, Mollusca, Bivalvia, Venerida, Veneridae. The transcript is spliced from 7 exons. Gene Ontology annotation, molecular function: protein binding. The coding region runs from base 1835 to 3664 and encodes 609 amino acids. The record is from RefSeq and is a predicted model, not a curated record.